Messenger RNA from Frankliniella occidentalis (western flower thrips), 2059 nucleotides. RefSeq lists its product as uncharacterized. Bases 392 to 2014 code for a protein of 540 amino acids. The transcript has 7 exons. The record is from RefSeq and is a predicted model, not a curated record. Lineage: Eukaryota; Metazoa; Arthropoda; Insecta; Thysanoptera; Thripidae.
AAGUAGCUAUUGAAUCAAAAUAAUUUUCCUUUCAUAAAGAUUACGACAAAAUUACUGAUUCAUCGUACACUAAGAGCGCCAACCACUGAAUCUACCGGCCAAAACUAAACGGGGUAGUGGAGUGGGGGUGUAGAAAAGCCGAUCGCCCUCGGGUCGGCCCGAAGCGGCCAUGCUCACUGGCCCGAGCGAGUCCGACGCGUUUGUUGACACAGGGUAGUGACAUCUUCUUGCUGCUUCUCAUCACUAUUUACAGUGCGUAGGACGUGACAGUGGGCGCAACUUUGGCUCCUUGCCGCAUUCUCGGAUGUGGAAAGGAAACAUUUAAGACAUCCAGCCGUUUGACUUGUCGGUUUUGUUUUCCGUUUCUUUUUGGGGUUAGGCUUUCGACCCGAUGCCUCCCUCCUCCCGCGGUAGCAGAAAAGAAAUGACGACCACACCGGUAAAGAUAUCGGUCGAACUGACAGAGACAGAGAAAGAAGUCAUUUGGUUCUUAGCAUCUGGCGAAGGUAAAUGUCCGGUCAGGGAGUGGGACGAGAUGACAAAGGCCUGGAAUGAAUGCGAGAAACAGCCGACGCCGCCGCUGCUACCCGACCUCCCCGACCUGGCGCUCCUCAGGAUGCUCUCCUUCCUGCCGUUCAAGGACCUGCUGGCCGCCGUCCAGGCCGUGCCCCGGCUGGGCGAGCUGACGAGCACGCGGACGCACCGAGACCGGCCGUUCUGGAACGGCGACGGGGACGUGAGCGUCCACGUCAAGGACGCGGAGGGGUUCCUGGCCCUGCUGCAGAUCGCGCCAGUCCACACGCUGCAAACAAAUAGCGGAACCGACGGCGACGUGUCUGGGCGUUUCAGGAGUCCCAGCAGGUUGACACUGACCCUGGAUACGAGUCCGGCCCGGGCCCGGGGUCCGAGGAACGCCCAGAGAGCCCGCCUCCUGCGGAAGCUCAUCGGCCCGCAGGUGAAGCACCUCGACCUGUCGGAGCCGGACCUCGGGUGGCUCUUCGACGGCCUCCGGAACGCCCGCUGCCUGGAGACGCUGCACGUCUGGCACUGGCAGCUGGAGAGGGGAACCACCGUGCUGUGGCCGCAGGAGGCGGCGCCACUGCCCAAGCUGCACUCAGUGAGGGUGUCCAUUCUCUACGGGGCCUACUUUGACCUGGAGAUGAAGAGAGGGAUGAAGGCGUUCAGUUCGCUGCUGCGAGCGCACAGUGAGCAGCUGCGCUGUGUGACACUGAGCACGAAACAACUCAUGCCGCUUCUGGACGACUGCUCCGACAACCUCCGCCGCUUGGACGUGGUGGCCGACGUUGGGUUGGCCGCGAAGCUGCGACCGCUCAGCGGGCUGAAGGAGCUCAGGAUAGAGAUGCCACCCACGCCUGAAGACGCCCUAUAUGAGGAGGUGGAGGACCUGCUGAGGUCGUGGCCGGGCCGCCUCGACCGCCUCGAGCUCGUGGGUCUGCGCGAUGACCCGUUGGAGGCCGUCCUGGACGCGGGGGAGCUGACGGACAGCCUCGAGCACCUCGUCGUGCAGGCGCCCUCCCAGUUCAACGGCCUGCUCCGCGAGGACGCCGUCUUCGAGCGCCUGCGCUCGCUCGUCCUCUUCGUCCUGCGCGGUACGCCGCCGCUCGAUGUGCUCGAGGACAUUUGCGCGACCGCCAUGCCCGCCCUGGAGCUGCUCGUCGUCGCCAGCUACUUUCCGAAGUCGAAUCACUGUUACGAUUAUCUGUUGAAGGCCAAAGCAACCGAGGAGUACGCGGACAUGGCGGGGGAGGUGGUGCCGGUGCUGGACGACCUGGUGAUGCGGGCCGGGUACCAGUCCCUGCACGUGGUGCUGAGACUCGUGUGCGACUGCGACCGAGACCCGGUCUGCUGCGGGCUGCUCUUCGCGCACCCCCUGGCCGAGGCCGACGGCUGCGCGCUGUGCGCCGAGGCCACCGAGGCCGCCGCCCUGCGCUGCUGCUUCUACACCGGCUCGUCGUGGUCAGCGUCCGAGGUGGUGCGGCGUCAGGUGACGUAGAGAUAUACGUCCAUACGGCUGACCCGCCAACACCCGUGUAACUAA